GUGUCAACCAAGAAAAGUGAGAGAAACCUGCAAACGAAAAGUGGCAAACAAGCAGGCAAAGGAACUAUUCUAAUAGAUGCAGAGGAGAUAGCAGACAUCAACGAUGCACUUAUUUUGUCGUUCAGAGCUCAUAAUCUCGACAAAAAGGAUGUGAUGGGGAAGUCAGAUCCAUUCUUGGAAUUCUAUAAAGCCGGUCAUAGUCCAGAUGAAUGGCAUAAAGUCCAUGUUACAGAGGUCAUCAAGAACACAUUAAAGCCUACAUGGAAGCCUUUCAAGAUAGACCUCAAAAAGAUCUGCAAUGGGGAUUAUGACAAGAGAAUUAAGGUCAUGUGUUUCGAUCAUGACGAGGGUAGUGCAAACGAUUUGAUAGGGGAAUUCUACACAUCCGCAAGACAAUUUAUUGAAAACGGCAAACGUGAGGUUGAAUGGGAGUGCAUUAACCCAAAGAAGAAAGCAAAGAAGAAGAAUUACCAGAACUCUGGCCUUAUAUUUCUUAAAUCUUGUGAGGUGAAGAGGGUCUACACAUUUUUAGAUUAUAUCUUGGGUGGCUGCCAAAUCAACUUCACAGUGGGUAUCGAUUUCACCGGGUCAAAUGGUGACCCUAACGAGGAGUCAUCACUACAUUUCAUCAAUUUGGAAUCUCCCAACCAGUACACACAAGCCAUCGUGUCUGUUGGUGAAGUCAUACAAGACUAUGACAGUGAUAAGUUGUUUCCAGCGUUAGGUUUUGGUGCCAAGAUUCCCCCGAAUGGAACUGUUUCACAUGAAUUCCCUAUCAAUUUCCAGCCAAACAACCCUUUCUGUGCAGGUGUCAGUGGUAUCGUAGCAGCUUACCAGUCGUGUAUUCGGCAAGUAUCGUUGUGGGGUCCUACCAACGUUGCACCAAUCAUCAACCAUGUUGCCAAGUUUGCCCAUGCAGCUUUAAAUGAGAACAAAACAGCAUCGCAAUACUUCAUUCUCCUCCUGCUGACAGACGGUGUCAUAACGGAUAUCUACGAGACCAGAGAUGCAGUGGUCAAAGCUUCCCAUCUCCCCAUGUCCAUUAUAAUCGUUGGCAUCGGAGAGGCAGACUUCACUGACAUGAGAAUGCUGGAUGGCGAUGAUGGCGUUCUGAAGUCACCGAGUGGAGAGCCAGCAGCAAGGGACAUUGUGCAGUUUGUUCCCUUCAGAGAUUUCAAACAGGCCUCUGCUGCUCAGCUAGCCAAAUGCGUUUUGGCGGAGGUACCAAAACAAGUUUCAGAAUACUUUGAAAAGAAGGAUCUCUCACCUCCAGUCCUCCACCGAUUAUGAGCAUGGGUGCGCUCUACACCUUCCCAUCAUGCACUGCACCUGUCGAACAAUUUUAUUCACUCUGUUUAUAUGCUGA
Messenger RNA from Lytechinus pictus (painted urchin), 1366 nucleotides. RefSeq names its product copine-2-like. Bases 154 to 1290 code for a protein of 378 amino acids. Lineage: Eukaryota; Metazoa; Echinodermata; Echinoidea; Temnopleuroida; Toxopneustidae. Gene Ontology annotation, biological process: cellular response to calcium ion. Gene Ontology annotation, molecular function: calcium-dependent phospholipid binding. The record is from RefSeq and is a predicted model, not a curated record. The transcript is spliced from 13 exons. Gene Ontology annotation, cellular component: plasma membrane.